AUGGCGCGCGGCAGGCACCCGGGAGCCGGCGCGGGGCCGCAGCGGGGGGUCCACGGCGAGCGCGUCCGCGUGCGCGCGCGCCGCGGGAUAGGCCUCCGCCGCGGCGCGCCGGUGACGGAGCCCGUGGCGGCCGCCAUUGUGGCGCAGCUGGCCCAGGCGCUGGCGCUGUGCCACCGCCGCGGGGUGGCGCACCGCGACGUCAAGCCCGACAACAUCCUCAUCGACGCCGCCGCCGAGGAGGACGGCCGCGGGGCGGCGCCGCGCGCGCGCCUGGCGGACUUCGGGUCCGCGGCGUGGGUGGGCGCGGGGGGCCUGGGCCGCGCGGAGGGGCUGGUGGGGACGCCCCACUACGUGGCCCCCGAGGUGGUCGCCGGCGGCGAGUACGGCGCCAAGGCCGACGUGUGGAGCGCCGGGGUGGUGAUGUACGCGCUGCUGUCCGGCGGCGAGAGCAGCGUUGUGGGCUCCGACGCGUGA
Molecule: messenger RNA, 474 nt
Organism: Panicum virgatum (switchgrass)
Lineage: Eukaryota; Viridiplantae; Streptophyta; Magnoliopsida; Poales; Poaceae
Product: phosphoenolpyruvate carboxylase kinase 1-like
Exons: 2
Coding region: 1-474 (157 amino acids)
Biological process (GO): intracellular signal transduction; protein autophosphorylation; peptidyl-serine phosphorylation
Cellular component (GO): nucleus; cytoplasm
Molecular function (GO): calcium-dependent protein serine/threonine kinase activity; ATP binding; calmodulin binding
Source: RefSeq, a predicted model, not a curated record